Molecule: messenger RNA, 2070 nt
Organism: Malus domestica (apple)
Lineage: Eukaryota; Viridiplantae; Streptophyta; Magnoliopsida; Rosales; Rosaceae
Source: RefSeq, a predicted model, not a curated record
UGUGAAAAAGUUGUACCUUUUGAGAGAUAACUAUAGGUAAAUACCGGAGAACAAAAGAAAACUCGAUCAAUCUCACCGGCAGAACUCCCAUAUAUCGAUCCUUAUAAAUACCUUGCACGUACAUUCAUUAAUUUCCCAAGACAGUUGCCCCUCUUUCUCCGAUCCCUCUCUGUCUCUCAUAACACAAGGAAUUAAACAAGCAAGCUAGAAACAAGGCAAAAGAAACAAAGAUCAUGGUUGAAGCAGCAGAGCCAUCCCACAAGUGCCCGACAAUGCCAGAGGUGGUGGAAGAACUUCACAGAAUGUCAAAUAUUGGCUUCCCAAUUGCGGCCAUGAGUUUAGUGGGUUACCUCAAAAACAUGGUCCUAGUUGUAUGCAUGGGAAGGCUUGGAAGUCUUGAGCUAGCAGGUGGAGCUUUAGGCAUUGGCUUCACCAACAUCACUGGCUACUCAGUCCUCUCUGGCUUGGCCAUGGGUAUGGAGCCUCUAUGCAGCCAAGCUUUUGGUUCACAGAACUUCUCCAUAGCUUUCCACACUUUACAAAGAACCAUUCUCUUAUUGCUUCUCACUUCUCUUCCUAUUGGUUUGCUUUGGGCCAAUCUUGAACCUCUCAUGCUCCUCCUCCAUCAAAACCAAGAUAUAACAAAGAUUGCUAGCUUGUAUUGCCAAUUUGCCAUCCCGGAUCUUCUUGCCAAUAGCCUUCUUCAUCCCAUACGUAUUUUUUUACGUAGUCAAAGCACAACAUGGCCAUUGAUGUGGUCCACUUUACUAGCAACCAUUCUACACAUUCCUCUCACAAUCUUCUUAACCUUCAAUCUUUCCCUUGGGAUCAAAGGAAUAGCAAUUUCCACUUCUCUUACCAAUUUUAUCACUCUAUUUUUUCUUUUGGGCUAUGUGGUCUACGCCCAUGUCACAAAAAAAUCUAUUUAUUGUUUGGUAACGGACCAGUGUGAACCCACUACUAAGUAUGAAACACACAAUUAUUCUGACGAAUGGAGGAUCCUAAUUCGACUUGCUUUCCAAAGUUGCUUAGGAGUUUGCUUAGAAUGGUGGUGGUACGAGUUCAUGACAAUUCUAACUGGUUACCUUCAAAAACCUCACAUUGCCCUGGCAGCAUCAGCCAUAGUGAUACAAACCACAUCUCUCAUGUACACAUUACCAGCGGCACUAAGUGCAUCAGUGUCUACACGAGUAGGCAACGAGCUAGGGGCAGGCCAACCCAAAAAGGCACAUUUAGCGGCAGUGGUGGCCGUGGGGAUGGCACUAGUGAGCUCAUUGUUGGGCUUGUCAUUGACCACUCUAGGGAGAGGAGUAUGGGGGAGAAUCUUCACAAAUGAUAGUGAGGUUUUGGAGCUAACAAUGAGUGUGCUACCAAUUAUUGGACUAUGUGAGAUUGCUAAUUGUCCACAAACUACAAGUUGUGGGAUUUUGAGAGGAAGUGCUAGGCCAGGCAUUGGGGCAUGGAUUAACUUUUACUCAUUUUACAUGGUGGGUACGCCUGUGGCAAUAGUCUUGACGUUUGUGUGGAGGUUAGGGUUUAAAGGGCUUUGUUAUGGACUUCUAGCAGCUCAAAUUACAUGUGUGGUGUCCAUAUUAACAGUGGUUCAUAAGACAGAUUGGGAGAGAGAAUGUCUCAAGACGAAAGAGCUUGUAGGAAAGAAUAAUGACAGAAUGGCUGCAUUUGCACAUGCAGAUGAAACAGUCAAAUGUGAAGAGGGUGCUGCAAAUUAGAAGAUUUUGAAAAGUCCAAAAGAUUUCGUGGGAAAAAGUCUAUGCAUUUCACAUGCACACCAAACAGUUGGUUAAAUGUUAAAACUCAAAAGACUAGACAAGUAGAGUAUUCAAAAGUGCAAAGGAUUAUGGAAGUAUUUUGCAAGCUGAUUGAUCGAUAGAAGAACAAUCUCGUAAAUAGUUCCCAUUCUUCCAUGCAAUAUAUUAUUUGUAAUGUUUUUGCGGUUGUUGUCUAGCUAUUUCUAGGUGCUACUUGUUUAUAGCUUUUACAUGUAUGCUUCUUGUAAUAUAUAGUCAUACAAAUUAAUAUUAUAUAUCCUAUAAAUUUGAUCUUUAAUUA